Orycteropus afer afer is the source of this 990-nucleotide messenger RNA. RefSeq names its product PIN2 (TERF1) interacting telomerase inhibitor 1 (gene PINX1). Gene Ontology annotation, cellular component: nucleolus. Gene Ontology annotation, biological process: regulation of ribosome biogenesis. The transcript has 7 exons. The coding region runs from base 1 to 990 and encodes 329 amino acids. NCBI's taxonomy places the organism in Eukaryota, Metazoa, Chordata, Mammalia, Tubulidentata, Orycteropodidae. The record is from RefSeq and is a predicted model, not a curated record. Gene Ontology annotation, molecular function: telomerase inhibitor activity; nucleic acid binding.
AUGUCCAUGCUGGCUGAGCGUCGGCGGAAGCAGAAGUGGGCUGUGGAUCCAAGAAACACUGCGUGGAGUAAUGAUGAUUCCAAGUUUGGCCAGAGGAUGCUAGAGAAGAUGGGCUGGUCUAAAGGAAAGGGUUUAGGAGCUCAGGAGCAAGGAGCCACAGAUCAUAUUAAAGUUCAAGUUAAAAACAACCACCUGGGACUUGGAGCUACAAUCAAUAAUGAAGACAACUGGAUUGCUCAUCAAGAUGAUUUUAAUCAGCUUCUGGCUGAACUGAAUACUUGCCAUGGCCAGGAAACAAUAGACUCCUCAGACAACAAAGAGAAGAAAUCUUUUAGCCUUGAAGAAAAGUCUAAAAUUUCAAAAAACCGUGUUCAUUAUAUGAAAUUCACAAAAGGGAAGGAUCUCUCAUCUCGGAGCAAAAUGGAUCUUGAUUGCAUUUUUGGGAAAAGACAGAGUAAGAAGACUCCUGAGGAUGAUUCCAGUCCCACCACUCUAGAUGAGAAUGAAACUUCCACUACAACAACCAGUGCCUUAACCAUCCAGGAAUAUUUUGCCAAGAGGCUGGCAGAGCUAAAGAACAAGCCACAAGUCAGUGCUACAGAUCCUGACCUUUCAGAGGCCUGCAUUGAAUGGAAAAGGGGAAAGAAAAGAAACAAUGCAGCAAAAGAUAAAAAUUUGGAGAAGAACACCCAACUCAAGGCCAAGCAGCCUAAAAAAGAAAAGUCUCAGGAACAAGAAGAGAGCCCCAAGUGUGUGGCCAAGAAGAAAAGAGACCAAGUUGAACAGCAGCCCAGAGACUCUUGUUGUGAUGAGAAUUCUGAAUCUUAUGCCAAGAUCAGAGAGGAUUAUGUGUGGCCACCUGAUGACCACGACUUUACCUCAAAGCCCAAAAAAAGGAAAGAAAAGAAAAAGCUGGAAAAGGAAGCAAAGGUAGCUGUGGACUACAUGCUAGAUGAAACACUAGGGAAAAAGAAGAAAAGUUCCAAAUAA